Ceratina calcarata is the source of this 2877-nucleotide messenger RNA. RefSeq names its product Autophagy-related 7 (gene Atg7). The transcript is spliced from 8 exons. The record is from RefSeq and is a predicted model, not a curated record. Gene Ontology annotation, cellular component: cytoplasm; phagophore assembly site. Lineage: Eukaryota; Metazoa; Arthropoda; Insecta; Hymenoptera; Apidae. Bases 506 to 2647 code for a protein of 713 amino acids. Gene Ontology annotation, biological process: autophagy of mitochondrion; protein modification by small protein conjugation; piecemeal microautophagy of the nucleus. Gene Ontology annotation, molecular function: Atg12 activating enzyme activity; Atg8 activating enzyme activity.
UAGACCGAAUCCGUUCCUUCCCAAGCCGAGACUAUUUAUACGAGAUGAAUUAUCGUUCUUCAAGUCCUGACGGAAGAUAAAGUCCAACGCUGGAAAUUGUAUCUCGAAGAUCUAUGAUGGACAUCGAUUCUCAUAAAAUUCAAGAUGCUGAAGAAAUGGAAUCGAGUACGACGAUCUUAAUUUUUAUGCUGUAAAACGAUCGUCGUGUACAGCUGAUUUUUGAAAGAGCGAUUCAUUGAUACGAGCGCAUGCGUGUGCAAAAUUUCGCAAACGCAUUUGGUGACCGGAGACUCAUGGCACGGUCCGUGUCUGUCUCUUGGGCGAUUCGAUGAAUCUCGCCUGUCUGUUGCUGCCGGUUCGAUAAUUAUCAGCGAUCGUAGAGUGGUCUGCGUGGAUUUCUGAUAAGCAGACCGGCCGUGGUCGUGCUUUGAAAUUUCCGACACGCACACUUACUCGACGAACGUUUCCGUUGUUAUUGUUGUCGUCACGUUGACACACAUUCCGAAUGAGAAGCCAUCGGACUGUCCACAGGAGGACCGAGACGAUGUCGAACUUUGUGAAAUUCACGAAACUGAGGACGACCACAGAUUGCACGUUCUGGGCGAAGUUCGCCGAGUUGAAGAUAGACAAAUUUAAGCUAGACGAGAAGACGGUGAUCAAUCUAUGGGGAAGUUACAGUCUGCAAUCGUUAAACGAAGACAACACCAAUCCUUUGGUGUUGGAUUUCACUUCGUUCAAUGAAGACUCGGAGACGCUGAACAACAACUCGUCUGUUGUCUGCUUUGGACACAUGAUCAACACGAACACCAUGGAAGCGUUCAAGCAAACCAAUCCUGAUAAGUUCAUUGAACGCAUGGGAAGGAACGUUCUCACCGAAAUACAAGAUGGGACUAUAUUGAAAAGCCCAUGGAGGCUGUCCCUGUUCAUAGUAUUAGCUUAUUCAGACCUGAAGAAGUAUAAAUUCUAUUACUGGGUCGCGCAUCCCACACCUUUUCGUUUGCCAGAAAUGUACGAUCAAGAACCACCGAGGUCGAUCGACGAGGAAUUCACGGAGGAACACGUGGAACAAUUUUCCAAAACGUUUUUACAAUUGCACAGCAAGACAAAGAAUUACUUCACAGUUUUAUUAUCCAAGGAUGGUAAACUGAGCAUUGUCGAACUGGCAGUAGGUGUGGAAAUCAAUAGUAGCGAGAAGCGAUUAGAGGAGUACAAUGAAAUUUAUUUCGCUUUUUACGACCCCUGCACGGGUUCCAAGCCCGGAUGGCCUCUACGAAAUCUCCUGUGCUUAUUGUGCUGGCACUGUCCCACGUAUUUCUUCUCGAGAACGAUUAAACUCGUCGCGGUACGAGGGAACAAAGCGCAGAGGAGUCUCGUGUUCAAACUGAAGACCAAAGAAUACGGGCAUGGAAAGGACGUGAGGGAGUCUCUGUUCUGCGGUCCGCUGGUCGGCUGGGAGAACAACGCGAAUGAUAAAUUAGGUCCAACCAUAGCAGACCUCUCCGAUACGAUGGAUCCGACCAAAUUGUCGGACAGAGCCAUAAACCUGAAUCUGAAGUUGAUGAAGUGGCGCCUGGUGCCCGAUUUAGAUCUAGACAAGAUCAGCAAUCUCAGGUGUCUUCUGUUAGGGGCUGGAACCCUGGGUUGUUCGGUGGCAAGGGUUCUCUUAGGCUGGGGCGUGAACAACGUCACGUUCGUCGACAGUGCGAACGUGUCGCACAGCAACACUGUGCGACAGAGUUUGUACAGUCACCAGGACGCCGUGAAACACAAGCACAAAGCUUAUGCCGCGAGAGACGCUUUAAUAAACAUUCGACCGAGCAUCAACGCGGAAGGUGUAGUUUUACACGUUCCGAUGCCCGGGCACGUGGUGAGCGAGAGCCUGAUGGAGUCUACGAAGCAGGCGUUAGAAAAAUUAGAGGAGCUGGUAGAGAAGAGCGACGUAGUGUUCUUGUUGCUGGAUUCUCGCGAGGCCAGAUGGCUGCCUACGGUCCUGUGCGCUGCUAAGAAUAAAAUCGCGAUCAACGCGGCUUUGGGAUUCGAUUCGUACACCGUGCAGAGACACGGCACUCGGGACGUCACCGCCGCGAUUUCCCCGGACUUGGAAUCCAGGAAUCCCUGCGGCAGGGACUUAGGUUGCUACUUUUGCAACGACGUGACGCAGCCCGGAAACUCGCAGACCGAUAGAACUUUGGAUCAGCAAUGUACAGUGAGCAGGCCGGGAUUAUCGCAGAUCGCCGCAGGACUCGCGGUGGAGUUGCUGAUAGCAUUGUUGCAACACCCGAAAGGAGUCGAGGCGGAAGCGAUAGUGGGUAACAGUAGAGACAACGUCGGUCCGAACGAUACGGAAUUGGUAGGCCUUCUGGGAUGCGUGCCGCACACGAUAAGGGGAUCCCUGUGGAAUUACGAUACGCAAUUGACGAUCACGCAUAGGUUCACGUCUUGCACGGCCUGUUCCGUAGCUGUGAUCAGCGAGUACAAAAGUCGGGGUUUGGACUUCGUUUUGGACGCGUGCAACACCCCGAAUUACUUGGAAAAGUUGUCGGGUUUGGAGGAGUUGCUUAAAAGGCCAGAUUUAGACGAGCUUUGCUACGCGUUGGACGGUAUGAGCGACGACGACGAGGACGAUCAGGAAAAUGUGAUACCUUGAACGUGCACAUUUUUCUCUCGGACGGACACGUUUCUCGCACCGCGGUCUAACAAUUUUACGCGAAACGAAUUGAAAACUGAAUGGAAGCAUCGUCGAAUGCAUCGAUCAUACUUUUUUUUAAUCGUUGCGUCGGAGUACCUCUUGGCAUCGUGAUUUAACUUUCGUAUGGAGAUUUUAUAUGGAGUCGUUGAAACACGCUUGGUUGAAAUAAAUAUUCGAACUCCUGAAAA